This is a messenger RNA of Phycomyces blakesleeanus NRRL 1555(-), 333 nucleotides long. RefSeq lists its product as hypothetical. The record is from RefSeq and is a predicted model, not a curated record. Lineage: Eukaryota; Fungi; Mucoromycota; Mucoromycetes; Mucorales; Phycomycetaceae. The coding region runs from base 1 to 333 and encodes 110 amino acids. The transcript is spliced from 4 exons.
AUGGUUCUAGAUGCAUCGACACAGACGAAUGUGUGGCUCAUUAUUGUUGGCAAAGUUAUCAAGAUUGGUUAUAAAGGGGCUAUUGAUUGUACAUUUGUGUGCGUGUUUUACAAGAUUAAAUUCAAAGUAUUCGAUGCACCUUUUGGACUUGCUGGUGUUUCAAUUUAUCGAUUGAACUAUAAUUUGCCUUACAUAUGUGCCGAUUUUUAUUGGGUUCAUAUCAGAAAUUCUUCAAUGAUUGAUAGAGACCACUUGCGACCUCUGGUACGAUUUCCUUUUGAACUCUCCAUCAUCUUUGCCCUUAACAUCGGUACGAAAGACAAUGCUAGGUAG